AUGGUACAUGGUCUUAAAACCAAUCCGAACUGCAAAGGAGACUACAUUGCGAUCAAAACGGACAUGUCAAAGGCCUAUGACCGAGUUGAAUGGGAUUUCUUGUUUCAGAGAAUGGGUUUUGAUAGUAAGUGGAUUCAGUGGAUUAUGAUGUGCAUCCGUUCAGUCACCUACACAGUUCUCCUUAAUGGUCAGGCUUAUGAGAGGAUCACACCGGAACAAGGCAUAAGACAAGGCGAUCCGUUGUCUCCAUUCUUAUUCAUACUAUGCGCAGAAGCACUAGUACAAGUGAUGAAUAGAGCGGAGCUAGAGGGGAACAUUACUGGAAUGAGACUAACGAAGAACUGCCCUUUUAUACAACACUUACUGUUCACUGAUGACAGUCUCUUUCUCUGUCAAGCGACAGUAAAAGAGUGUACCAGCUUUCUCCACUGUCUGAAGUUGUAUGGCAAACCUUCAGGACAAGAGAUCAACUUCCAUAAAUCGUCUAUCACGUUUGGUGCUGACAUCGACCCGGUAAUGAAACGCCUUAUAGCUGAGUUGUUGGAGAUUGAGAAUGAGGGUGGAGAUGUCUACAGAGGUAGAUACUACGCUAACAAGGAUUUCUUGGAGUGCGGUAAGGGCUAUAGGCCCUCAUAUGCCUGGAGAAGUAUACUGUUUGGACGUGAGCUCCUUGUGAAGGGACUUAUCAAGUCCAUUGGUAACGGGAGAGCGACAUCAAUUUGGGGAGAUAAGUGGAUUAUGGACGAGGUUUCGUCGUUAGUUGACGACUCAGGAGCAUGGAAUAAUGAGAAACUCAUAGAGCUUUUCCCUCCUAAUGAGGUUCACCGAAUACAUCAAAUGUUACCAGGAGAAGUUGACGAUUGUUAUAUGUGGGCUUAUUCAAUACAUGAGGAUUACACAGUCAAAACUGGUUAUGAGAUGAAAGUUAGAGCAAAGGCAUCAUUGAUGGGGCCAGUGUCACAAGAGGAUCAGCGGUUGCGGAACACCUUAACUCCAGAGGUCUCGGCGUGGAUAUUACUUGUAAACUGUGGAACAGAAACUAUCAAUCACGUCUUGUUUCAAUGUCCAACAGCUACUCGUACAUGGUCUAAUGUAGGAAUUGCUCUCCCUAUUGCGUCCCUGCCACGCUCUCUUGAAGAUAAAUUGUCAUUUGCCUUUGAUAUAAUGGAGGAUAAGAGCACACCGCAGACCUUAUUAGUACGCGCUAUUCCGUGGGUACUGUGGUUAAUAUGGAAGAACAGGAACUCUAUUAUGUAUGCUGAGACACAGGUUUCUCAAGAGAAACUACUUCGAGACAUGAUGGAGGAAGUGGAACAAUGGUAUAUGCUAAACACUGCUGCACCACGAGAUACUGUGGAGAGACCCUGCCUGCAAAACUGUGAUAGAUGGUUACCACCGGAGGAGGGAGUGAUCAAAUGCAAUAUUCACGCUAACUGGAGGAGUACAGCCUUACAUAGUGGGAUAGCUUCGAUAGCAAGAGAUCAGGCUGGGAACGUGUCUCACCAUGCAAGGGAUGCAAUCACUCAUGCACCCAACCCAAUGGUAGCGGAGAUACGAUAUGUGAUUUGGUCUCUGACGAGUCUAAGUGAUAUAGGAGUCACAAAAGUGAUCAUUGCAUCAGAUUACAACGAGGUGGUGGAAGCUAUCAAAGCACCCCUCCAAUGGCCUCGAUACAGAGAUUUACUGCAACAAGUGAUGAAGUUAAAAGAUAAGUUUGCAAUGGUGGCUUUUGAAGGAGAGACAAUUACAGCAAAUGGGAUUGUCCGUGAUAUAGCGAAAAGUGUGUUGAGAGAUGGAAGAUUUCAAUCCUACUUAGCGUGGGGAGGCCCCUCCUGGCUUCAUGACCGGCUAGCUCGAGAAAAGAAUUGA
This is a messenger RNA of Brassica oleracea var. oleracea, 1869 nucleotides long. RefSeq lists its product as uncharacterized. Bases 1 to 1869 code for a protein of 622 amino acids. The record is from RefSeq and is a predicted model, not a curated record. The transcript is spliced from 4 exons. Lineage: Eukaryota; Viridiplantae; Streptophyta; Magnoliopsida; Brassicales; Brassicaceae. Gene Ontology annotation, molecular function: RNA-DNA hybrid ribonuclease activity; nucleic acid binding.